This is a messenger RNA of Symbiodinium necroappetens, 1074 nucleotides long. The record is from the annotation of a GenBank genome assembly. NCBI's taxonomy places the organism in Eukaryota, Dinophyceae, Suessiales, Symbiodiniaceae.
AUGGAGCGGCAGAUGCGCUCGGUUCCGGGCUGGCAGCCGCUGGAGGAGCCCCAGGCGGUGCUGCCCACCGCCCUCGACAUGCCGGAGGACGCGGCUUUGGCGGCGCGUCGAAUCGACGCGCUCAUCAUCGGCGUCCUCACCGUCGGCCUGGCCGUCGUGGCGGCAACCAUGCCAGUGGCGUUGGUCUUAUUGGCACCCGCGGGUGGAUCUUCGAGAGUGCCACGCACCAAGAGGUGGAGAGCUGGGCACCGUGGGAUGCCUCUCGCUUGGUGUCCUCUUCAAUUACUCCCGCUCUCGGCAGGCGAAGUGGCACAGGAGCAGAAGGACGAGGAGGAGUUCGAGAUGCAGCUGGGGCCACUUAAGACCCUGGUCUUUGCAGUCUAUUAUGUCUGCAAUAUACUCUUCUUGUUGGCUCUGACGUCCUGGUCCAAAGCGGAGAAUCUGAUGCUGGGCGGGGCAGGGCUGGACUGGGAGGUCAUCUGGCUCUGGUUGGUUGUCGUUCUUGCUACGGACGUGGUGGGGUACCUUUUCCGCGCGGUGCAGGCGGCGUGGAUGAAGCGCCAGAUCAGUGUCACAGACCCUGCGCUCUCCAUCGUCAUGAGUGUCUUUCCCGUUCUGGGGCCGAGGGUGGACUUGCUCAAGGAUUGUCUGUUUGCUGGCGCCGUGUUUCAGCUCGCGGCCUGCCAAGCGGACGACUCAUUGAGACGCACCGCAGGCUUCUUGGUUGGGAACGCAGCCCUCCUCACCAUUUUCCUGCCGGCACCGGCCUUGUUCUGGUUCGCAACGACCAGGAGGGACCUUGCGGCUGAGUUUUGGCCGGCCUUGGUUGCACGCCUUCGGGUGAAGAAGGAGCACCCGCCGCGAGCGGUGGAGGUGUCGCACCCAGGGCAGCGCCUGAAAACGCAGCGCCGACGUGUUCUUGUGAGCGCAUGGCAGGAGCAGUUGGAAUCGGAUUCUGGCGGGGAGGAAAAGUCAGCAGAGGUCUCGCCCCCCCAGGCAGAAAAGUCCUUGUAUCAGAAGGCGCCCUUCCCAGGGUCUCGCACAUCGCAGGUCCCAGCUCUUGCUUCGGUGUAG